AUGUGCCUACGAAGAUUACAGUUUAUUUUCUGUCUUUUACUUUUAGCUAUUAUACCUAAUUGUUAUGCUCCACCAAUUCAACAAGAUACUAAAGCAACUAGUAAUUUGCCUGUAGUAUCAAUCUUUAGAACUAUACUCUUGGGAUACAUGACUCAUGUCAUAACUAUACGACCUAAAAAAGGUGUCGGCAAGUUUGGCACUCUUCAUCGCCGUGCUAUAGCAUUUGCUUACCCUUCCAGCGGAAUUGGCUUAGCAAUAGGGCCUAUAUACAAAUCACUCUAUGGAGAUAGAAUACUCGGAAUUUUCCAAUAUCAAUCCUUGUUAAGAUCCUACGAAAAAGAAACCAAAUCCAAAGACACAGAGAGAAAGGAUGACAAGUCUCAGGAUCCAACCGAUACAGCUUUAAAAGACUCGCUGCUUUUGACAAUUAAGUCCACCAUACAAUACGAUAAAAUUAGUGCCGAUGAUAACAAAAAGCUUUCGUCAGAGAAACUUCAUUCAAAAUCUGUUCAUAUACGGGAUCGAUUAGUCAGUGACUUGAAGGCAAGAAAUAUUUAUAUUGGAGAAGACGACAAUUCACCCUACCUUGCAGCAUUUCUAUAUUUACUUGGCCCCGAAAAAGCAAAGAAAACAAAGCACUGCAUUUUAAAUACUUCUUUGAUUAUUGGUUCCAACAAUAUUGACCAGACUGAAUCCAGUGAUUCCUACUGUGCGACGGAAGGGAUGAUUGUUACUGGCCCAGGUGCAGCUAGUAAAUACCAAAAAAAGGUUCUGGCAAGCCAAGUCCGUUACAUGACAGUCGAUAUGAUAGACCAACUUGAGACGGCACAUAAUAUGGACGACACCUCGUAUGUUGAAUCAUUUGUUACAAUUGGACAACUGUUCUUUACCACAAUCGAAUGCAUGGAUCUAGACGGAGACCGUUGGGCCAAGGUUAUCAUUAUCAUAUACACUACAAUGUCAGUCCUUCAAACCGUCUCUCUUGUUAUGUUGCACAAGCAAACGAUGGCCUUUAGUAUUAAGGAUGAUAAAGACGAAGAAGCAUCGCUUAAAAGUGACAGUUUUAUCCUAACCAAAGAGGAUCGCAAACUCUUGGGAGAAUUUAGUGACACCCUCAUGUUUGAAGAAGAAGAUAUUGCCAUCAUCUCCAUGCUUGUGGGAAUGAUAGUAUUCUUGAUUUUUGGGGUGUGGGCAAACUAUGGAAGUCACGGUACAACAGAAUGGCUCGUAAUAUCCUGGAUCCUUAGUCCUAUUUCUCUUUGUCUUGUUACCGGUUAUCUGGUUGGGUUCGAUAAAGACAAAGUGUGGAUAAUUUUAUGGGUUUCUCUUCUAUCAUUUGGUGCUGUUGGAUGUCUUAUUGCUGCUACGUUGUGGAUAGAAGCUACAAAAAUUAGUAUUCAGAAUAACUUGAUUUUUCAUGCCUUAAAGUUUUGGGGAUCAAAUACGGUGAGCAGCUUUCAAGAAAUAGUGGACCAUGUCAGUAUUAAUUAUAUCAACUAG
Phycomyces blakesleeanus NRRL 1555(-) is the source of this 1500-nucleotide messenger RNA. RefSeq lists its product as hypothetical. The coding region runs from base 1 to 1500 and encodes 499 amino acids. The record is from RefSeq and is a predicted model, not a curated record. Lineage: Eukaryota; Fungi; Mucoromycota; Mucoromycetes; Mucorales; Phycomycetaceae. The transcript is spliced from 4 exons.